ACUACGCAUUCUCUUUUGCUUUUCAGUUGCAAGUUGGAAUCAUGAUGAAGUUUUUGCUGCCGUUUUUCAUUUUAACUUUAAUUCCAAAGCAACCCGGAAUAUAUAUGUUAAAUCCAUUUAUUAAGGAUAUUGUGAACGAAAACCUUAAUUUUGAAACUUUAUUCCCUCAAGUAACUGAAGAGGUAAAAGUAGCACUUAUUAAUAUAACAGCUGGGUUACCGCAGUGUCUGGAUUCCAGUAGGUUCCCUUCCCUCGGCUGUGAAAAUGAAAUAGACGGCGGAAGUAACGUGAUGUCAAGUGUUACGUAUAUAUCGUGCUUGUUAAAGAAAGUUUGUUUGAAUAAUGAUACUGCUAAUUUAGUCAAAGUGGUAAACUGUCUUGCAAUACUAAGUACAGCUAGAGUACACUUUGUUUUAGUAGAUGUUAAAAGAAAUGUUACAGCAAAAAUAGACGAAUGUAUUGGUAGUAUUACUAGUAGCCAANAAAUAUUGUGA
This is a messenger RNA of Centruroides sculpturatus (bark scorpion), 494 nucleotides long. RefSeq lists its product as uncharacterized. Bases 42 to 494 code for a protein of 150 amino acids. Lineage: Eukaryota; Metazoa; Arthropoda; Arachnida; Scorpiones; Buthidae. The record is from RefSeq and is a predicted model, not a curated record. The transcript has 4 exons.